Triplophysa dalaica is the source of this 4657-nucleotide messenger RNA. RefSeq lists its product as uncharacterized. The record is from RefSeq and is a predicted model, not a curated record. Bases 217 to 3024 code for a protein of 935 amino acids. Lineage: Eukaryota; Metazoa; Chordata; Actinopteri; Cypriniformes; Nemacheilidae. The transcript is spliced from 11 exons.
UCUUUCAGAAUUUGUCGUAAAACUCUUUUCAUUUAUCUUCAGAGGAAUCAUCGUGAUAACUCAUCAGUUAUUCUUCAUGUGUGUGUGUGUGUGUAGGUUUAGUUUAGUUUAGUCUUUAUUUGUCUCUCAGUGUUUUUGAGGCGGUGGCUGAGAUCUCAAACACUGAAGACUUGAAUAAACUCUUGAAUCACUUUACUGAUCAUCUUUAGUAACAACAUGAAGACGAUCUCUUUACUCUUUAUCAUCUCUUUAUCAUCAACGGUGUUUGUGUCUUCAGGUGUGUUUGGUGAUGAGACUGAGAGAGUGUCAGUGAAUGAUGGAGAAUCUGUGACUCUACACACUCAUGUUACUGAACUACAUAAAGAUGAUCUGAUAGUGUGGAGGUUUAAUGGCUCUCGCAUAGCUGUGCAUCGCAUCAACGGACCGUUCUACAGAUACAGGGGACAGCAGGUCUACAACAACAUUGAUCCAUUUUAUGACUCUGAUGAGAGAUUUACUGACAGACUGAAGAUGAAUCCUCAGACUGGAGAUCUCACCAUCACACACAUCACAUCUAAACUCACUGGAGAUUAUCAACUACAGGAAACAGGACAAAAUUAUUUUUCAUCUUCUAGUUUCAGUGUCAGUUUGUCUCCUAAACUGAAGAUAGUGAAAGAGAGAGAUUCUGUCUCUCUACACAUUGAUGUUACUGAAGAACAGAGAAAUGAUAAGAUACACUGGAAGAUCAAACACAACAACUCUCCUGUAGCUGAAAUCAUUACAGAGAAUAGAAAGAUCUCAACACCUUUUAUUGAAGAGAGAUUCAGAGACAGACUGAAGCUGGAUGAUCAGACUGGAGAUCUCAUCAUCACACACAUGAAGAAUGAAGACUCUGGAGAGUAUAAAGCAGAUGUCACCAUCGGACACACACACACUAUACACAAGACAUUCAGUUUCACUGACUCAGGUGUGUUUGAUGAUGAGACUGAUACAGUGUCAGUGAAUGAUGGAGGAUCUGUGACUCUACACACUCAUCUUACUGAACUGAAGGGAGAUGAUGUGAUAGCGUGGAGGUUUAAAGGCGAUCGCAUAGCUAGAAUCAUCAGAGCGGUCAACAGUGAUCCAGUUUAUGAGCCUGAUGAGAGAUUUACUGACAGACUGAAGAUGAACCCUCAGACUGGAGAUCUCACCAUCACAAACAUCACAUCUGAACUCACUGGAGAAUAUCAACUAGAGAUCAUCAACAGAUGGACAGAAACAAUGUAUCAAACAUUCAGUGUCAGUUUGUCUCCUAAAGUGAAGAUGGUGAAAGAGAGAGAUUCUGUCUCUCUACACAUUGAUGUUACUGAAAAACAGAGAAAUGAGAAGAUACACUGGAAGAUCAAACACAACAACUCUCUUGUAGCUGAAAUCAUUACAGAGAAUAGAAAGAUCUCAACACCUUUUAUUGAAGAGAGAUUCAGAGACAGACUGAAGCUGGAUGAUCAGACUGGAGAUCUCAUCAUCACACACAUGAAGAAUGAAGACUCUGGACAGUAUGAAGCAGAUGUCACCAUCGGCAGCAUCACACACACUAUACACGAGACAUUCAGUUUCACUGACUCAGGUGUGUUUUAUAAGAGAGUGUCAGUGAAUGAUGGAGGAUCUGUGACUCUACACAAUCAUCUCACUAAACUACAGACAGAUCAUCUGAUAGUCUGGUGGUUUAAAGGCGAUCUCAUAGCUAAAAUCGACAGAGCGGUCAAGAGUGAUCCAGUUUAUGACCCUGAUGAGAGAUUUACUGACAGACUGAAGAUGAAUCCUCAGACUGGAGAUCUCACCAUCACAAACAUCACAUCUGAACUCACUGGACUUUAUAAACUAGAGAUCAUCAACAGACAGACGGAAACGAUGUUUCAAACAUUCAGUGUCAGUUUGUUUCCCAAAGUGAAGAAAGUGAAAGAGAGAGAUUCUGUCUCUCUACACAUUGGUAUUCCUGAAGAACAGAGAAAUGAGAAGAUACACUGGAAGAUCAAACACAACAACUCUCUUGUAGCUGAAAUCAUUACAGAGAAUAGAAAGAUCUCAACACCUUUUAUUGAAGAGAGAUUCAGAGACAGACUGAAGCUGGAUGAUCAGACUGGAGAUCUCAUCAUCACACACAUGAAGAAUGAAGACUCUGGACAGUAUGAAGUAAAUGUCACCAUCGGCAGCAUCACACACACUAUACACAAGACAUUCAGUUUCACUGACUCAGAGUCAGUGAAUGAUGGAGGAUCUGUUACUCUACACAAUCAUCUUACUAAACUACAUACAGAUGAUCUGAUAGUGUGGAUGUUUAAAGACCGUCACAUAGCUAAUGUCAACAGAGCGGUCAACAGAGAUCCAGUUUAUGAGCCUGAUGUGAGAUUUACUGACAGACUGAAGAUGAAUCCUCAGACUGGAGAUCUCACCAUCACACACAUCACUUCUGAACUCACUGGACUUUAUCAACUAGACAUCAUCAGAGAAAAGACAGAAACAAUGUUUCAAACAUUCAAUGUCAGUUUGUCUCCUAAAGUGAAGAUGGUGAAAGAGAGAGAUUAUGUCUCUCUACACAUUGAUGUUACUGAAGAACAGAGAAAUGAGAAGAUACACUGGAAGAUCAAACACAACAACUCUCUUGUAGCUGAAAUCAUUACAGAGAAUAGAAAGAUCUCAACACCUUUUAUUGAAGAGAGAUUCAGAGACAGACUGAAGCUGGAUGAUCAGACUGGAGAUCUCAUCAUCACACACAUGAAGAAUGAAGACUCUGGACAGUAUGAAGUAAAUGUCAACAUCGGCAGCAUCACACACACUAUACACGAGACAUUCAGUUUCACUGACUCAGGUCAGUCUUCAGGUGUGAUAGCAGGAAUAUGUGUUGCUCUUCUCUUCCUGGUUAUGGCUGCUGCUGCUGCUGGUGUUGUGAUCUACCGUCACCUCAAAAUGAGACAUCAAGAUUCCAACACAAGAGAAGAGUCAGUGGAGAAAAAUGAGCCUUUGAGGAAUGGAGACGCCAGCAAUGGUGAUGUGCCUCCAGUGUAACAUGAUGAACAUUACAAACACAUCACAAUAACACAAAUUAGAGAAGCUCAAAGGAAAAGAAGAGUCAGAGCUCCCACUGAAGAGCUUCCAGGGCGAUGAGGAUCUAAAUCAUCUCGCAUUUCCUUUUUCUACUUUCCUUGACCAUGUGACUAAAGCUAACAUGACACAUUAAAAUUGACCAAUCAGGAGACCAUCUUGAGCACUCACUGUAGCGGUUGAUCACCACCAGCACCCCUAUCGUCUUUAGAACUCCACCUGGUGCCUUUUGGGCCGAAAAUGGAUGUUGAGACACUUCCUGUUAUUUUUUCAACCCUACCAGCGAAAGGUUUCUCUUUGAUUUGCCGACAACAUCAACAUUCUUUCAAUAGAGUUGAAUUACAUUCAAGUAAAUCAUCAGUAAAUAUCAGAUUUCAUAUCUGUUACCUGUAGACAUUGGAUGUAAUGUUUAUGACCUUAUACUCACACCUGCAAACCUGAUAUUUGACAUUGUUGAGCAGUGAAAAUAAUACACACCCUGAACGGACACACGUUGAGAUUCACUAGAAAGAGAUGUAGAGCUAGAAAUCAGACUUUGACCCAUCAGUGUUACUUUGACUUUAAUAUUCUGUCAUACAGCUUUGAUUUAUCUGAAGCUUCUGUUGCAGAAAGCUUUUAUUAUUUUAAUCUUACUUAAAAGUUUGCCGUUGGUUUAUUGUAAACUUUUAUUUUUGGUUUAAUUGAGCCACAAUUGCUUCAUUAAAUAACAUUUCAAAUACAUGUUCUAUAUAUAAUUUUCUCUAUUGAACGGCUUUCUGUCAGAGUGUAAUGUUAUAUCUAACAUCUUAAAUGAGUUUUCAUUGCGAUUUAGUUCUUAUAUACAUCUUUAAAGUAUAUUAUACAAAGUUCUCUGUGUCUUUCAACUUUCUAAACGAUAUCACAGCUUUAAAGCACUUGACGUAAUCCUGCUAAUAGACUAACUCAGAAAUAUAUCUACAUUUACCAUGAGAUGUUACAAUUUAAUUUCUUAAAAUGAGUCCCUUCAUCUCUGCUUGCACUAAUGAACUAUGGCACUGUUUGCACUUGGUUAUAUAUUGAACUGUGUCAAAUUAAAGUCUUGCUACCCAGUACUUUCUUAGGGAAGAACACUAUAGGAACACAUACGUACCGUAAAAUAAAGUGCAACCGACAAUUACUUUUGUUUAAAUCAAAGACUGGACGUAGUGUCUGUGACUUCACCUGUAUGUUUCUGGGGAGCUGUUUUAACAGCGUGACACCCCUGAAAUGGGCAAAGAGGCAGAACAUGGUUGGAACUGACGUGCCUGCUUUGGUCCAAACGCGCUGGAGAUGCACAAAGGUGCGCACGACAUGCAACUCUCAUCAUCUGUGAUAGUGACAUACAAGCUGUUAUCAAGAUGUUGAAUGACUCUCAGACAAUCCAAAUGUAAUUCCUGUCCCCCAAAAACCUACAGGCCUAUAUGCGUCAUGAGACGUCUCCAAAUAUAAGUGCUUCCAACACAAGCGACUGCACAAUAACAGUAUGAAGAAAACUCUUGUAUAAUAAAUGACCAGAAAUCAUGUUUUUUUUUAUCAUGUUAUCAUGUUUUUAUUGUGUGUUAGUGUGUUAGUUAGCUGUAUUUUGUUUUUGUUAUUAUGU